AUUCUGGAUAUAACGUGUCUGUUUUCUCCGCCCACCGCCUCUGAUCUGUUCGUUUCUUCUUCGUCCUCCUCCUCCACGCCCCCCUUCACUCAGCGUUGGGAUUAGGAUCGGGAUCAGGGCUUCGAAGAGGGAGAUGACGAGAGGCGAGGAGGACCAGACGUCGAGGUUCCUCAACGAGCUCUGCUCCAUCCUUUUCGCCGUCCUCCGUUCCCCACAACUCGCCAUCCGCUCCUCCUCGGCCCCCUCCCCCGGCGUCGGGAGGAUCGGAACGGAGGAGAUGUCUUAUCGUUCUCCUCUACCGACUCCACGGCGGCGGAGGCUGCCGCAGGCGUCGCCGGCGGCCGUGGCUUCCUUGAUGCUAGGGGUCUCGAUAGCGCUCAUGCUCGGUGGGUCCGUCACGUUCGUGCUUGGGUUCAUGUUGAUGCCAUGGGUGAUAGGGAUGCUGACCAUGUUGUACUUGGCCGGGAUCGUCAUGACCGUGUCGGAAUUGGGACGGGCCAUCCUGUUUCCCUCCACCACCAAGGAGGUCAAAGAUGGGAUUAUUUUGGAGAGGCUUGGCUGGUUGUCAGUCACAUCACAAUUUCCUAGAUGCCCCUAGAAUGGUUAUUUGCCUUCUUUAAGUCACUCCCAUCUAUGACUGUCAAUCUGAAACUAAUGCUUUUUUAAUUGUUGCUGGUUUCUUUCCUAAUAUUAUAGUGCCUAUUAGAUGACAUUCUUUUCAUUAUCUUCACCCUCUUGGUCACAUGGCCCAUACUUGUCUAUUAUUUACAUUUGAGCCUGUAGUAUUCAGUGAUGCAUGAGUUAGAUUCAGUUGCUUA
Messenger RNA from Musa acuminata AAA Group (dessert banana), 818 nucleotides. RefSeq lists its product as uncharacterized. The coding region runs from base 134 to 598 and encodes 154 amino acids. Lineage: Eukaryota; Viridiplantae; Streptophyta; Magnoliopsida; Zingiberales; Musaceae. The transcript is spliced from 2 exons. The record is from RefSeq and is a predicted model, not a curated record.